AUGAACUGCGGAAACCAUACAAAGCACUAUAAUUGCGAGGAGCCUCUGGUACUCUCGCUACCUGCGACAGCCUUUGACAGCUCCUCCGAGCUCUCCAGCAGCCACAGCCCCAGCUUUGCAAAGCUCAUCAGACGGGAUGGAGCUGGUGGCUGGUCCCCAUUGGAUUCUAACAAGGAAGAAUGGCUCCAGAUUGAUCUGGGAGACAGAGUGGAGAUUACUGGUGUUGCUACUCAAGGAAGGUAUGGAAGUUCAGACUGGACAACAAGCUACGUUCUAAUGUUCAGUGACACAGGUCGCAACUGGAAGCAGUACAGAGAGGAUGACAUCAUCUGGGUCUUCCAGGGGAAUACCAAUGCUGACAGCAUUGUACAGCACAAGUUUCUGCACUCUGUUAAAGCUCGCUUUGUGCGCUUCGUUCCACUGACAUGGAAUCCAAGUGGGAAAAUCGGCUUGCGGGUUGACGUCUUUGGGUGUUCAUACAAAUCGGAUAUUGCUGACUUUGACGGGAGGAGCUCCCUCCUCUACAGGUUCAACCAAAAAUUAAUGAGUACCUUCAAAGAUGUGGUUUCCCUGAAGUUCAAGAGCAUGCAGAAAGAUGGGGUCCUGUUUCAUGGAGAAGGGCAGCAUGGGGAUUACAUUACACUGGAGCUGCAGAAUGGGAAGCUUUCUUUGCACAUCAACCUGGGAGAUGCCAAGCUGCGUUUCAGUAACAGCCACACAUCGGUUACCUUGGGCAGCCUCCUGGACGACCAGCACUGGCACUCAGUUCUCAUUGAGCGAUCCAAUAAGCAAGUGAACUUCACAGUGGACAAGCAUGUGCAGCAUUUCCGGACCAAGGGAGAUUCUGAUGACCUGAAUAUUGACUAUGAGCUCAGUUUUGGAGGAAUCCCAGUCCCAGGAAAACCCGGAACUUUUCUAAAGAAAAAUUUCCACGGCUGCAUCGAGAACCUGUAUUACAAUGGCGUCAAUAUCAUUGACCUGGCAAAAAGGCGGAAGCCACAGAUCUACAUUGUGGGCAAUGUGACUUUUGCUUGCUCAGAGCCACAGAUCACACCUAUUACCUUCGACAGCUCCAACAGCAGUUACCUGCUGUUACCAGGCACUCCCCAGCUUGACGGUCUGUCAGUCAGCUUCCAAUUUCGAACAUGGAACAAGGAUGGUCUGCUCCUAUCCACCGAGCUGUCAGAAAAUUCUGGCUCACUCCUGUUAUACCUCCAGCAUGGCAGGAUCACACUCAUCAUCCAGAAGGCAGCAGAAAAAUAUGUGGCCAUCAGUGCAGGCAGCAAUCUAUAUGAUGGCCUGUGGCACUCAGUGAACAUCAAUGCAAGGAGACAUCGCAUUACCCUAACUCUAGAUAACGAUGUGGCAUCUGCUGUCCACGCCACCACUGUUUCACAGAUUUAUUCAGGACACAGCUACUACUUUGGAGGGUGCCCUGACAAUUUUACCUAUUCAAAAUGUUUAAAUCCCAUUACGGCUUUUCAAGGCUGCAUGAGACUCAUCUUUAUUGAUAACCAGCCCAAGGACCUCGUUUUAGUUCAGCAAGGAUCCCUAGGGAAUUUUAGUGAUUUGCGCAUUGAUCUUUGUGGCAUCAAAGACAGGUGUUUGCCAAACUACUGUGAACACGGAGGAAGAUGUUCCCAGUCCUGGACAACAUUCUAUUGUGAUUGUAGUGAAACUGGUUACAUGGGAACAACCUGCCAUAACUCUGUUUAUGAGCAAUCAUGUGAAGCUUACCGGCACCAAGGGAAAACAUCUGGUUUCUUCCACAUUGACUCAGAUGCCAGCGGUCCACUGCCACCACUUUUAGUCUACUGCAAUAUAACUGAAGAUAAGAUCUGGACUGUGGUCCAACACAACAACUCGGAGCUGACUCGAGUCCAUGGGUCUGAUCCUGGGAAACCAUACAGCAUGAACUUCAACUACAACAGCAGCAUGGAGCAGCUGGAAGCAAUGAUAAAUAGUGCCGAAUACUGUGAACAGGAGGCAACUUACCACUGCAAGAAGUCACGUCUGCUCAACACCCCAAAUGGAAUGCCAUUUGUUUGGUGGGUUGGUCGUGCCAAUGAAAAACAUCCCUACUGGGGAGGGUCCCUUCCAGGAGUCCAGCAAUGCGCAUGUGGAUUGGAAGAAAGCUGCUUGGAUCUGAGAUACUUUUGUAACUGUGAUGCAGACAAAGAAGAAUGGGCCAAUGAUACUGGCUUCCUUUCCUUCAAAGAACACUUGCCUGUGAACCAGAUAGUCAUUACAGACACCAGCAGACCCAAUUCUGAAGCUGCCUGGAGAAUUGGUCCUUUGCGUUGCUAUGGAGAUAGACAGUUCUGGAAUGCAGCUUCUUUCAACACCGAGGCCUCGUUCCUUCUUUUCCCCACCUUCCAUGCAGAGUUCACUGCAGAUAUUUCUUUCUUCUUCAAAACAACAGCCACGUCUGGAGUCUUCUUGGAAAAUCUGGGAAUGAGAGACUUCAUUCGACUUGAAAUACACUCCCCUAACAUGAUUAUCUUCACUGUCAAUGUUGGAAAUGGUCCAGCUGAAGUCACUGUUGAGUCUCCGAAGCCCCUAAAUGACAACCAAUGGCAUUAUUUGCAUGCUGAACGGAACCUCAAGGAAACCUCUCUCCAGGUGGACAGCCUUCCAAAGAAGAUUCUGGAAGCACCUGUUGAAGGACACUUCCGACUGCAGCUGAAUAAUCCAUUAUUUGUAGGAGCAAUGGCUUCCAGGCAGCAGGGCUUCAUGGGGUGCAUCCGUGCUCUUCAUCUAAAUGGGCAGAAACUCGACCUUGAAGAAAGGGCCAAGGUGACCCCUGGUGUCAAGCCCGGGUGCCCUGGUCACUGCAGCAGUUAUGGGAGCCUCUGCCACAAUGGAGGGAAAUGUGUGGAGAAAUUCAAUGGCUACUUAUGUGAUUGCACCAAUUCUCCUUAUGAAGGACCAUUCUGUAAAGAAGACGUCUCUGCACUUUUUGAAGCUGGCACGUCCAUUACCUACAUUUUCCAGGAGCCUUAUCCUGUAACCAAAAAUGCAAGCUCUCCCUCCUCUGCCAUAUAUGCUGACACCUCUCCAUCCAAGGAAAACAUUGCCUUUACCUUCCUGACAGCACACGCUCCAAGCCUCUUGUUCUACCUCAAUGUCUCCUCGCAUGACUAUUUGGCUGUUAUUCUCUCCAAGAAUGGAAGCUUGCAAGUCCGAUACAAACUGAGUAAGGACAGAUCCCUUAUUUUUACAAUUGAUUCUGGAAACUUUGCUAACCGGGAGCUGCACCAUGUGAAGAUAAACAGAGAUGGAAGAGAACUGACCAUUCAGAUUGACCAGGUUCUCAAAGUCAAGCACAACUUUUCUUCAGAGGCUGACUUCAGGGCCAUCAAAUCUCUGUCCUUGGGGAAAGUCAAAGAUAGUCAAGGCCUGGAUCUGGAGGUCUCCAGGGCAAACUCGUUUGGAUUCAUAGGAUGCAUGUCAUCUGUCCAGUACAAUCACGUAGCUCCACUGAAAGCGGCUUUGCGGCAUCCCAGUAUAGCACCUGUGACCGUCCUGGGUUCCUUGUCUGAAUCAAACUGCAGAUCAUUGGUUGAUGUUGAUGUAAAUACAGCAACAACAAUAUACUCUUCCUCAGAUCCAUUUGGAAAGGCAGAUGAGAAAGAGCCACUCACCAAUGCCGUAAGGAGUGAUUCAGCUGUAAUUGGAGGUGUUAUAGCAGUGGUGAUCUUCAUCAUCUUUUGCAUCGUGGCCAUUAUGAGCAGAUUUCUUUACCAGCACAAACACACACAUCGGAGCAGCCAGACAAAAGAAAAGGAAUACCCUGGACACCUUGAUAGUUCUUUUAAGACUGAUGUUGACUUGCAGAACACAGUGAGCGAGUGCAAGCGGGAAUACUUCAUCUAG
Varanus komodoensis (Komodo dragon) is the source of this 3876-nucleotide messenger RNA. RefSeq names its product contactin associated protein family member 5 (gene CNTNAP5). The transcript is spliced from 24 exons. Lineage: Eukaryota; Metazoa; Chordata; Lepidosauria; Squamata; Varanidae. Gene Ontology annotation, molecular function: calcium ion binding. The record is from RefSeq and is a predicted model, not a curated record. The coding region runs from base 1 to 3876 and encodes 1291 amino acids.